AUGCCUUGUGAGCCAGCAAUCGCAUCCAUGUCCUUGGGAAGAGCCUGGGUACAUUCUCUCCCCGAAAAGCUCGCCCAGGCAGCGAAAGCAGGAUUUAAAGGUGUCGAAAUAUUUUACGAAGAUUUGGAAUAUCUCGCUAAAGAAAAAGGGCCCGUUACUGAGUCAACCUUACUUUCUGCCGCUCAAGAAACGAGAGCAAUCUGCGACCACCAUGGCCUUAAAGUGAUUGGAAUGCAACCAUUCUUGUUCUAUGAAGGCUUAACGGAUCGAGCCAAGCACCAGGAAAAGAUCGAGCGCCUUAAGCUGUGGUUUGUCAUAGUCAAGAUUCUGGGCACCGAUAUCAUCCAAAUACCUUCUAACUUUCAAGCCGACGGAAUAUCGGGUGAUCUGGAUUUGAUUGUUUCCGACAUGAUCGAAGUCGCAGACCUGGGACUGAAAGAGGAGCCUGUCGUCCGAUUUGCAUAUGAGAAUCUCGCCUGGGGUACUUUCAUUUCAACGUGGGAGAGUUUGUGGGAGGUGGUUCGGCGCGUGGACCGGCCUAAUUUCGGGUGUUGUCUGGACACCUUCAACAUCGCCGGACGGGUAUGGGCCGACCCUGCCAGUAUCUCUGGUAAGACAACAAAUGCAGACGCGGCAUUGGCUACGUCAUUAGAGAACCUUGUUCGGACGGUCGAUGUGAACAAGGUGUUUUACGUGCAGGUUGUCGACGCAGAAAGAAUGCAACAGCCGUUGAUCGAGGGCCAUCCUUUUUAUGUCGAAGGACAGCCGGCGCGGAUGAGCUGGAGUCGCAAUGCCAGACUGUUCCUCUAUGAGCAAGAGCGCGGUGGUUAUCUCCCAGUAGUACAGGUAGCUGAAGCAUUCUUGAAAGGUCUUGGCUUUGAAGGGUGGGUGUCAAUGGAGUUGUUUUCGAGGUCGAUGGCCGAUCCAGAUUCGACAGUGCCAGAGACACAUGCACAACGGGGCAUUAAAGCUUGGAAGAGGCUGGCGGAGGAGCUGGAUCUCUAG
Molecule: messenger RNA, 1005 nt
Organism: Aspergillus nomiae NRRL 13137
Lineage: Eukaryota; Fungi; Ascomycota; Eurotiomycetes; Eurotiales; Aspergillaceae
Product: sugar phosphate isomerase/epimerase family protein
Exons: 1
Coding region: 1-1005 (334 amino acids)
Source: RefSeq, a predicted model, not a curated record